AUGAAACGAAGGUCUGCUGAGGACGAAGAGUCCCCAGCUAAGAAACGAGUUCUCUCUAACGAUACUCCCUCUUUGAAAUCUACCUUCCGAUCCGACCUUUUCACCGGUGAGACCCGUGAGCACUUUCGCAAAAGCUACCAAGCCUCAACUCCAUAUCCCCACGCAGUUGUACCGUCACUGAUUCAAGAAUCUCUUUUACGCUCUGUCCGUUCCGAGAUCACCACCCACAUCCACUUCACGCUCAAAGAAACCGACAUUUACCGGAUCCAUCAAUCCGGUGACCUCGCAAAUCUCUCCAACCUUGAUGCCGAGUCUCUCAGGCGCCUUCCGAGCCUAGUUCGUCUUCGAGAUGCAUUGUACAGUUCGGAAUUCCGAGAAUGGGUGUCUAUUGUCACAGGCGCCGGCAAAGUGUCUGGAAAGAAAACAGAUAUGGCGGUCAAUGUUUAUACACCAGGCUGUUACCUAUUAUGCCACGACGAUGUGAUUGGGAGCAGAAGGGUCAGUUACAUUCUAUACUUGACAGAUCCUGAUCAUCCAUGGCAACCAGAAUGGGGUGGUGGAUUGAGACUUUUCCCGACUGAGACGAAGAAGAAUAAAGCUGGCGAAGAAAUCAAAGUACCUCUAGCGGAGCAUAGUCUCAAUAUUCCUCCGUCAUUUGGUCAAUUGAGCUUCUUUGCCGUUCGGCCAGGCGAGAGCUAUCAUGAUGUGGAGGAAGUAUACCAUGGGCCGAAUCCGGAACAAGAUGGAGGACGAAUUCGCAUGGCAAUCAGUGGAUGGUAUCACAUCCCGCAGGAAGGCGAGGAGGGGUUCGAAGAGGGCAUUGAACAAGCGCAAGCUCAAAAAUCCAGCCUCGCACAACUCAAAGGAGCAGCAAACGAAUUUGACGAACCGCAAUUGAUAUUCCGCCAUUUCGACGAGCCGAGGUGUGUAAUGGACAGCCACGCAUCCCAAAAGGAGCUCGACCCAGGCGAUGAUCAGGAUACGGAACAAGACAUUCUCACGGAACAAGACUUGACCUUUCUGCUCCACUAUAUUUCCCCGAGCUAUUUAACGCCUGGUAUGAUUGAAGAUUUUUCGUCCUCGUUUGCAGAAAUGUCGGCCUUACAACUGGAGCAAUUCUUCAACCCAAAAUUUGCCAACGAACUGAAAGAAUACAUAUCCGCCAUUGAAAACGAAACAAGUAGUUCCAAGCAAUCGCGAUGUCACCCUUCGAACUGGUCAGUCGCUCGUCCACCCCACAAGCACCGCUACGCAUACCUUCAAGGAGCGGAAGCACUACACCGAGAUAAAACGCCGAUAUCUCGCAUUCUGACCGACUUGAUUCACUCGCACGCGUUCAAGAAAUGGUUGGCGCUAGUCACAAGACUGAAGGCAACGAGUCUGAUCCGACAAAAUGCGAUUGCACGGCGGUUCCGGCGUGGGAAGGAUUACGCGUUGGCGAACCCAUAUCUAGGACAGCAACCGCAAUUGGAGUUCACGAUCUCCAUCACACCUAGUGGAGGAUGGGAGAGAGACGAGACCGAGGAAGAAAACGAAGCGGCCAACGGGUAUGCUGUCACAAAUGGGGACGAAGAUCUAGGCACAGGCAAAGACAAAGCUAAAGCAGAAUCGGCUGAGUCUGAACAAGACCAACGCCAAGUCCAAGUCUCAACGGCCGAACACAUCGAAUUUGGCGGUGAAGAAGUCUAUAUGGCAGGCGACGACGAAGACGAUCUCGACGCCGCGUCUGUGAGUUCCCAAACCCUCCCGAGUGUUGGCAAGAAAGCCGAUCCUGCCAUUUAUAAAUCAUCCGCUGGUGACGAGGAUGGUGAAGAGGACGGGGGAAUUUUGUUCGCGAAUCCAGCGGCGUGGAAUCGAUUUAGUAUUGUGUUGAGGGAUAAAGGGGUGUUGAGGUUUGUGAAGUACGUGAGUAGGAGUGCGAAUGGAGAUCGGUGGGAUGUUAAGGGUGAAGUGAUUGUGGAGGAUGGGACGUGGGAUGGCGAUGAAAAUGUCGAUGAAGAUGGCGGCGAAGAAGAAGAGGAGGAGGAUGGUCGCUGA
Molecule: messenger RNA, 2037 nt
Organism: Rhinocladiella mackenziei CBS 650.93
Lineage: Eukaryota; Fungi; Ascomycota; Eurotiomycetes; Chaetothyriales; Herpotrichiellaceae
Exons: 1
Coding region: 1-2037 (678 amino acids)
Biological process (GO): regulation of translational termination; peptidyl-proline hydroxylation
Cellular component (GO): cytoplasm
Molecular function (GO): peptidyl-proline dioxygenase activity; L-ascorbic acid binding; iron ion binding
Source: RefSeq, a predicted model, not a curated record